UUCUCCUAAUCUUUUCUGUGAAUGUGUGCGAAAAUGGCUCUUUAUAUAGUUUAGUUCAUUGUGUUUGCCUUCUCAAUAAACACGCACACAAAGAGAAUUCGAAAUAUUCUUUUGGGGGGACAAGUUACACGUGUACAUUGGAAGUAAAAGUGUAGGUAAACAUGGCUGGACUCUGAUGAGUCACACUGGGGCAGCUUAAAGAACUGUCAUUUAGUUCUGUUAUGCUCGCUUAUCUAGUCUUACAAGUUUUGCAGCUCGUUGAAAACGUUGAGAAAAUAAAUUUAUCUACAAAGGAAAAAAUUGUCAAAAUUGUAUUGUCAAAAGAUUUUUUGAAUGAUUUAAAGAAUUUCUCUGAAAAAAAAAUUAAAAUAGUAAAACAAUGGAACAAGAAGAUAACCAUCCCAAGUGGUUGCAAGAGUUAGAAAAUCGAAAAAGAAAGCCGCGCUUGGCCCACGAGGCAGGUGCAGGUUCACCUUGUUUAAUUUGCACAUCAGCAUGUCCUGGGCUGGAUCUUCAUUUUUGGCGGAAAAUUUGCAAAAAUUGCAAAUGCGAUCGUGACGAUCACGAUAUUGUGAAUGACAAUGAAUUUCCUCAAUUCGAUCUUCUCUUCGGUCCAUCAACAAAGUCGAAGAAUCGUUCAUUUUUUCUUCGCGUUAAAAAACAUAAUCAAGACGAAACUCCCUUCGAAUGGAUUCCACCAAAUACUUCAAAAGAACUUGCCGCUGAUUACAUGAAGGCUCUUCCUGAUGACAAAGUGCCAAUCAAAGGAUCUGCCGGUGCUGCUUUUAGAAGACAACAACUUCAAAAACAAUUGCCAUUACACGAUAUUGAUCAUCAGGCUUGCGAUCAAUUGAGUGAACAAGAAACGACACAAUUCCAGGAGUAUUUACAGAAUUUGAAGAAUUACGUUGGUCAAGGAAAAGUUAUAAAGUCCUUGGGUGCACGACCAUUUAAUAAAUCACUAAUGACUCCAGCAAAUGCCACAGAUGUUGAACAAUUCAGUCCUCAACAUAAAACGGGAAUUUCUUACGGACCAGUUGUAAAUCUCCGAACUCCAAGCAGUUUUAUUAGUAAAAAUCAAAUUCAAUCUCCGUUUUCUUCCACCACAGAACCUCCACCACUUCCAAUAUCUCAACCAUCAAAUUUUCCAAUUAAUUCUUUAUCAUUAAAUUUACAAUCCAUAGGAAGUUCAAAUGAACAAGUUCCAUUAUCACAAACAUCAAAUAUUUUCAAUAAUUCUAUACCUUCAAAUCUCGAAUGUGUUAGAACACAAGUUUUAGAAAGUUCAUUUGAAAAUUCACCCCAAGGACGUUAUCAUCAUGCAUUAAUUAAUAUUGCCAGUGAUUCAACAUUCACGAAAUCAGAACAAAUCGAUAAUUUCAAUAAUCCACAGAAAUCUCAAAUAUUUUCUCCGCUUUCGAAAAGAAGAGAUUCCGGAACAAAUACGAGAGCUCACCUUGAAGCAACUGGUAAAAUCGAUUCUUACGUGAUAAAAUCCGAUGAACUUUGUCAAGAUCUUGCUGAAAGAAUGUUGUCUGAAGCACUUUUACCGCCAAGUGCCAUACACGCUAAUGAUAUAAUUGGAAGUACUCUUGAUGAAAAAGGACUGAUGUAUAUAAGAGAAAAAUUGAACUCGAUGAAUAGUAAUAAAGAAGAUAUUGAACAGCAAGGUCCAUUUAAAGCCCGAGAACUUGAUGUAUGUCAGAAAAUGGAAAAUCCUGAUAAAGAAAUCAAAAAAUUGAAUAACUCGAGACAUGAAUUUUCCACGUGUAAAAGCGACUUUUUGGCACAAACUCGGAAUCCACAAAUCUCUGGAUUUCCAAGUCAGGGAAAACUUUCAGGUUCUGUUUCUGAUGAAUUAAAAGAAUCCUUAACGAAUUCUCGAAAGUCCUUUAGUAACAAUCAAGAUUUGCCGUCCGCAUUAUCUACAAAUCACAUUUCUCGAAAUGUAAAUUCAUCAUUAGCAAAUUCUUUCCCUGUGGCAAACACAAAAUCUUUGGAGGCAGAAUUAAACAGUUACGGCUGUGUACCUUUGAGUGUAAUUAAUUCAGAGCAAUUAUAUAAUCCAAUUUUUCCUGAAGAAGCUGUAGGCGGAACUUCACUGAACCCUUCAGCUGUUAAUGAAUUAGUAGAAGAAUUGGAAAAUUCUAGUAUUAUUCAGACAAAACAAAAUUGUUACAAAUGUCAUGAAGAAGUAAAUGUCGGCGAUGUUGUUGUUACAGCGGAAAAAGCAGAAAAUGAAGUCUGGCAUCCUGGCUGUUUUAUUUGUACAGUUUGCAAUGAAUUGCUUGCAGAUUUAGUCUAUUUUUUCUACAAAGGUCAACUUUAUUGUGCCAGAGAUCUCGCGACUCAUUUAAACAUUCAACGAUGCUUUGCCUGUGAUGAGUUAAUAUUCACGUCGAUGUACACGAUUGCCGAAGGUCACACUUACCACGUGAAACAUUUUUGUUGUUGGGAUUGUGACGAGCCAUUGGCAGGAAAACAGUACACAUCAGAAAAUGAUCGUCCAUUGUGUCUUCCAUGCUAUCAGAAAGUGUACGCGAAAAUUUGCGGCGCUUGCAAUUUAGCAAUUGCCGCUGAUCAACAGGGUGUGGCUAUUAAAAAUUUAGAUUUUCACGUUGACGAGAAAUGUUUCUGUUGUUUCAUAUGCAAAAAAAGUUUACUUAACGGUAAGAUUGGAAUAAAAGAAAAUAAACCAUUUUGCAGUAAAGAAUGUAUUACACAGUUUCAAAAUCAAAUCUUAGAAAUGUAAACGAAAAAUUUUUUUCCAUUAAAUACAUAAAGAAAUAUAAUUACUAAUUAGUAAUUUUACAUAAAUUGUUGGUUACAAUAUUACUCUAAGGAAAAUUAUAAUUUCUUACGUUUUUUUAAUAAAAAUUAAAAAUAAAUUCGUA
Molecule: messenger RNA, 2894 nt
Organism: Leptopilina boulardi
Lineage: Eukaryota; Metazoa; Arthropoda; Insecta; Hymenoptera; Figitidae
Gene: Tes
Exons: 6
Coding region: 380-2752 (790 amino acids)
Molecular function (GO): zinc ion binding
Source: RefSeq, a predicted model, not a curated record